AUGAAUAAUUCUCCUUACAUUAUCAAAAAAAAACAGAGAAAUGGUGAUUGGGUUUGUGGAAUUUGCAAAAAUCUUAACUUUUCUUUCAGAAGUACAUGUAAAACUUAAGUUAUAAUCCUUUUUAGGUAAUCGAUGUAGUAAACUCCCUAAUAAAACAUCUUCAAAACACUAAUAUAGAGGAUUUCAAAAAUUAGUUUUAAUUCAUUAUGAAGAACCUACUGAAAGUAUAGAUGAGAAUCUUGAAUACAUAAUUGAUCCAAAUGUUACUUCAAGCCUUUUAAUAUUAGGCUUAGAUCAAUUUUGA
This is a messenger RNA of Paramecium sonneborni, 304 nucleotides long. The record is from the annotation of a GenBank genome assembly. NCBI's taxonomy places the organism in Eukaryota, Ciliophora, Oligohymenophorea, Peniculida, Parameciidae.